This is a messenger RNA of Styela clava, 2612 nucleotides long. Its product is annotated as annexin A4-like. Gene Ontology annotation, molecular function: phosphatidylserine binding; calcium ion binding; calcium-dependent phospholipid binding. NCBI's taxonomy places the organism in Eukaryota, Metazoa, Chordata, Ascidiacea, Stolidobranchia, Styelidae. Gene Ontology annotation, cellular component: vesicle membrane; cytoplasm; plasma membrane. The record is from RefSeq and is a predicted model, not a curated record.
CUCGGGAUCCUUGUUUGAUUGGAUAUUAACUAACCCUUUUAUUAAUUUUCUAGCCAGCUUUAUAGUAAUUUCUCCUAAAAAAGAACUCACCCAACUGUCUGACUGUACUAUUGCCUGUUGAUAGCAAAAUGUCAUACGGAUACCCAUAUCAGCAGGGUGGCGCACCACCUCCUGGUGGAGGAUACCCACCUCAACCACAAGGAUAUCCACCACAGGGAGGAUACCCACCACAACAAGGAGGUUACCCCCCUCAAGGAGGAUAUCCACCAGCACCUGGAGGUCCAGCAUAUCCACCUGGGCCGGGGGGACCUGGGUACCCACCAGCUCCCGGUGGAGCACCUGGAUAUCCCCCUGCACCUGGAUAUCCUCCAGCUGCUGGAGGUUAUCCUCAGCCUGGAGCACCAGGGGCAUAUCCACCACCUGGACAAUCGUCAGGUCUCGGAUUCGAUGCCUUAGCUGGACCUCCCCAACCAGCAGCACAAAGUUACGGCCAACCACCAGGUGGCUAUGGAUAUGGUGCACCACCUGCACCAGGGGGUUACCCACCAGCUGCGGGCUAUCCACCUCAAGCCCAGCAAGCUUAUGGUGCCCAGCCUGCUGCAGGAUACCACCCCCCAGCUGGGUAUGGAGCCCCAGGACCUUAUUAUCAGGCUUCUUCUUAUCCACAAGCACAUAAGAUGAGUAAUCCUCAACAAUUAGCAGCAGGAAUGGCUGCAAUGACAAUUGCAACUCACGGAACAGUUAAGGCUUAUCCUUCCUUCAACGCAGAAGAAGAUGCAAAAAUUCUGAGGAAAGCAAUGAAAGGAAUUGGAACUGAUGAAAAGUCCAUAAUCAAUGUCAUUGGUCAUCGCAACAAUAAGCAGAGGCAAGACAUCAUAAUUGCUUACAAGCAAGCUUAUGGAAAAGAUCUGAUCAAAGAUUUGAAGUCUGAACUGAGUGGAAACUUUGAAAGUUUGGUGAAGGCAAUGUUCAUGAAACCUAGACAUUAUGAUGUCUAUUGUUUGGAAAGAUCAAUGAGCGGAAUUGGAACUGAUGAAUCUGCACUGAUAGAAAUCUUCACUUCAAGAAGUAAUGCUGAGAUAAAGGAGAUCAAGGAAAUUUUCAAAAAAGAGAGAAAGAAGGAUUUGGAGAAAGCAUUGAAGAGCGAGACAAGUGGACAUUUUUCAAGAUUGCUUGUGUCUUUAUGCAAUGCAUCAAGAAACGAAACGACUUCUGUUGACCAAGGAAAGGCCCGUGCUGAUGCCCAGGCUCUCUAUCAAGCUGGUGAAAAGAAAUGGGGAACUGAUGAGGCUACAUUCAACAUGAUAAUGUGUUCCAGAAGUAUUCCACAACUUCGUGCGACAUUCAUAGAGUAUCACAAAAUUGCAAAUAGAGAUAUUUCAAAAUCUAUUGAGGGAGAAUUUUCAGGAGAUAUUGAGGAAGGGCUGAAAGCUGUUGUAGAAACUGCUCGUAGCGCACCUGCGUACUUCGCCAAGAGACUUUAUAAAUCUAUGUCUGGUGCAGGAACUGAUGAUCACACACUGAUUCGAAUUGUUGUCUCUCGUUCAGAGAUUGACAUGGUAGAAAUCAAACAAGAGUUUCAGCGUACAUAUAGCAAAACAUUGGGCAGUUUCAUUCAGGGUGAUACCAGUGGAGACUACAAGAAUCUUCUGACGACUCUCGUUGGACCAUAGGUCUAUAAAAUCCAACAAUAAAUAAUGGCAAUUUGUAUUCGGACUGUACAAUGAAUAUUUUUUUAGCUCUACUUUUCCUUGCAGUCAAUGUGAAAUUUUUAAGCAGCUUAUAUUCACUCAAAUUCAGUUAAUAGAAUUUACAUUUUGACAUGGUUAGUAUGCAAGAUGUUCAGAGUGGAAUUUUCCUCAUGUUUUAGAGAUAACGCAAUUAUAAUCUGCAGUAAGUAAACAUUUUAUAUACUUCAUAUGAAAAUCGUUUUAUGAUUGUUAUCAAAGUGAUUUUUUAACAAAUGCAAAUGACGAUAUUUUUCAUCAAAAUUAUAAUUUCAGGGAAAUGUGUAUCUAAUCAAUGAAAAUGUGCUCGUUUUGCUGAUCAGGCAUUUUGUGUCAUGGCUUUUUUAUGUUUCCACUCUAUAUUUGGUUAAGUUGCUGAGACACAAGCUCAUUUAGAAAUGAUAUUACAAUUAUCAAUGCAGUUUUUUAUCCCAUACCUGCACUAAAAUUUCGUUGUGUAUGUUUCUAAACACUGAUACAGAAACAUUUAAUUUUGGUUAUUUUAUUCAGGACAUCUUCAUAGUCCAUAUCUAGGUGAUUCACUUUUUUAUUCAGCUUGUUUUUGUGCUGCACUAAUCGAAUGCUUAAAUAGUUUUUAAAAUUUAUAUUCACAAAUGGUGGUAACAUUUCCAGGCUUAAAGGUCACACUACAAUUAUUUUUGGGUUUAUAUUUUGAGAUUUAAAAACAGGAUUCAUUAUUACCUACCACAAAGUAAUAUAGUGAUAUUUUUGGUGUUGACCUCAUAUAGUUUGUUUGUUAACUAAUAGUACUGAUCACAUCAUUUCAAACCAUAUUUUGAGAAACGUACUCAAAAAACUAUAUAUUUUAAUCAGUAGUUAUCACCGCCAUUGCAAAAUAUAUCUCAUCAAAGUCAAUGUGCCUUA